AUGGAGACUUCCAUAUACAGUGCUUUCACUAAGGCCUUCAUCAACGCGACCACCUCCAUGAACAUCACUAGAGUGGCAAUAGUGGCACCAUUCAACGUCUACUUCAACUCAAAGAAUGUGUAUAGCACACGAGGUAGGGCAGUUGUUCCUACCAUCGACCUUGUUCUGCAAAACAAUAGCGUGGUCUGGAGAAUUUUUGGAGCGAAUUCAAUGGUUAGAAAGAGCAUUUGGGAUUUCAAUUUAUUAACAGCUGGAUCUUCCAAGAACCCUAUAAACCCAAGACUUCCCUCUGCUUUCAGAAAAAGUACUUCAUCUGCGAUCACGGAGAUAAACAUGGGGAUGGCGAAAAGACGUAGGGAUGAGGAUGACGACAAUUACGAAUGGAUGAUCAGAAGAUGCUUUCCAUUCAAUUUUGCGAGGAGGAUCUUCUUUCAUGGAGGAGGCCUGGACAAUUCUGAUGGUCUGACUUGGAUUCGAAGCCACAAGCUGGGCCAAGGAAGCUUUGCGUCUGUAUACUCUGCAAAAUUGAGAUCAAAAUCACCGGUUGUUUUCAUUGAUGAUAAUGGCGGCAGUUGCAUCAUGCCCUCUGAAUUGGCGGUGAAAUCAGCGGAAACCUCCAAAGCGUCAUCCCUCCGCAGCGAAAUGGAGAUUCUUGGUGUUCUGAAUUCCAGUUCGUAUGUGGUGCGCUGUUAUGGGGAUGAAAUCACAAGGUCGGGUGACGGAAAACUUUACUACAAUCUAUUGCUGGAGAAGUGUUGUGGGGGUAGUUUGGGUAGUCGGAUCAGGAAUUCUGGUGGGGUUGGAUUGCCGGAGAAUGAGGUGAGGUGCUAUACUCGGGAUAUAGUUCGAGGACUCUGUUAUAUUCACGGCCAUGGUUAUGUCCACUGCGACAUAAAACCCGAUAAUAUUCUACUAGUGCCGACUUGUUGCAAUGGUUUCAGAGCAAAGAUUGGUGAUUUUGGGUUGGCCAAGGAAGCCUAUUAUGACCCUGCAGAUGAGGAUGAUGAGGGAUGCAGUGGGGUGAGAGGUACUUUCCGAUACAUGUCCCCUGAAUUAUUGACACAUAACAUGCAGUGUUGGCUUUCAGAUAUAUGGGCCCUUGGGUGUGUGGUGAUAGAAAUGAUAACUGGGAAGCUGGUCUGGAGUUGUGAACAAUUUGAAGGGUCCGACAUGAGAGAUCUUCUGAGGCGGAUAGCUUACAGCCCUGAACUCCCAGCAUUUCCAAGUGACAUUUCAGAGCAAGGGAGGCAUUUCUUGGAAAGUUGUCUUCAUAGGGACAUUGACGAGAGGUGGUCAGCCCUUAUGCUAUUGCGGCACCCUUUUCUAUCAGAGGAUGGCCAGAGUCUCCCAUCUCUUUUCCAGAAGCUGAAGCUGCCGCUGCCGCUGCUGCCACCACAAGAAGAGCAGUAUUCUUAG
This is a messenger RNA of Vitis riparia (riverbank grape), 1416 nucleotides long. RefSeq names its product mitogen-activated protein kinase kinase kinase 17-like. The coding region runs from base 1 to 1416 and encodes 471 amino acids. The transcript has 3 exons. Gene Ontology annotation, molecular function: protein kinase activity; ATP binding. The record is from RefSeq and is a predicted model, not a curated record. NCBI's taxonomy places the organism in Eukaryota, Viridiplantae, Streptophyta, Magnoliopsida, Vitales, Vitaceae. Gene Ontology annotation, biological process: protein phosphorylation.